AGUCCCAUCAAGCCUGCUCCUAGGAAGAGAGCUGGUUUUUUUUUCCUCCUCCUUCCACUCUUAGGACAUGCCUGAUCUUCUUGAGCAGUCCAGCACAAGCUAAUCCACAAGGUUCAAUCAGGCUAAGUAAUUGGAGGAAUGUGUUAACUCUGAAUUACAAGGAGCAGAAGGGAAGGAUCUGUCAGCUGACUAAUCAGGGAUAGUGGUUUUUUUUUUUUUUUCCUCCCCAGCAUUGCUGCCACUGUGCUAAUGGAAGCAGCCACGGCAGCUUUGUUUGAUAGAGAUUUUUGGCUGCCGUUUUUAAAUACUACCCAAGAAGCAGCUCGUAUUUCAUCAACGUUGCGUUGACAAUUGGAAAAGAAAAGUGUAAUUGCGUACAGGCGAAAUGGCAGAAGCAAAUCCCCGGAGAGGCAAGAUGAGGUUCAGAAGGAAUGCGGCUUCCUUCCCUGGGAACUUGCACUUGGUUUUGGUUUUACGUCCUACCAGCUUUCUUCAACGAACGUUCACAGACAUUGGAUUUUGGUUUAGUCAGGAGGAUUUUAUGCUUAAAUUACCAGUUGUUAUGCUGAGCUCAGUUAGUGAUUUGCUGACAUACAUUGAUGACAAGCAAUUAACCCCUGAGUUAGGCGGCACCUUGCAGUACUGCCACAGUGAAUGGAUCAUCUUCAGAAAUGCUAUAGAAAAUUUUGCCCUCACAGUGAAAGAAAUGGCUCAGAUGUUACAGUCCUUUGGAACUGAACUGGCUGAGACAGAACUACCAGAUGAUAUUCCCUCAAUAGAAGAAAUUCUGGCAAUUCGUGCUGAAAGGUAUCAUCUGUUGAAGAAUGAUAUUACAGCUGUAACCAAAGAAGGAAAAAUUCUGCUAACAAAUCUGGAAGUGCCUGACACUGAAGGAGCUGUCAGUUCAAGACUAGAAUGUCAUCGGCAAAUAAGUGGUGACUGGCAAACUAUUAAUAAGUUGCUGACUCAAGUACAUGAUAUGGAAACAGCUUUUGAUGGAUUUUGGGAAAAACAUCAAUUAAAAAUGGAGCAGUAUCUGCAACUAUGGAAGUUUGAGCAGGAUUUUCAACAGCUUGUGACUGAAGUUGAAUUUCUAUUAAACCAACAAGCAGAACUGGCUGAUGUAACAGGGACUAUAGCUCAAGUAAAACAAAAAAUAAAAAAAUUGGAAAACUUAGAUGAAAAUUCUCAGGAGCUAUUAUCAAAGGCCCAGUUUGUGAUAUUACAUGGACACAAGCUUGCAGCAAAUCACCAUUAUGCACUUGAUUUAAUCUGCCAGAGGUGCAAUGAGCUACGUUACCUUUCUGAUAUUUUGGUUAAUGAGAUAAAAGCAAAACGGAUACAACUCAGCAGGACCUUCAAAAUGCAUAAACUCCUACAGCAGGCUCGUCAAUGCUGUGAUGAAGGGGAAUGUCUUCUAGCUAAUCAGGAAAUAGAUAAGUUUCAGUCUAAAGAAGAUGCUCAGAAAGCUCUCCAAGACAUUGAAAAUUUUCUUGAAAUGGCUCUACCCUUUAUAAAUUAUGAACCUGAAACACUGCAGUAUGAAUUUGAUGUAAUAUUAUCUCCUGAGCUUAAGGUUCAAAUGAAGACUAUACAACUCAAGCUUGAAAACAUUCGAAGUAUAUUUGAGAACCAGCAGGCUGGUUUCAGGAACCUGGCAGAUAAGCAUGUGAGGCCAAUCCAAUUUGUGGUACCCACACCUGAAAAUUUGGUCACAUCUGGGACACCAUUUUUUUCAUCUAAACAAGUGGGAGUUGGAUACUCUUUCUUUCAAGCAUGUAAACUUUUUUCAAAAGGGAAGAAGACUUGGAGACAAAAUCAGAGCAACUUAAAAAUUGAAGUGGUGCCUGAUUGUCAGGAGAAGAGAAGUUCUGGUCCAUCCUCCAGUUUGGACAAUGGCAAUAGCUUGGAUGUUUUAAAGAACCACGUACUAAAUGAACUGAUACAGACUGAGAGAGUUUAUGUUCGAGAACUGUAUACUGUUUUGUUGGGUUAUAGAGCGGAGAUGGAUAAUCCAGAGAUGUUUGAUCUUAUGCCACCUCUCCUGAGAAAUAAAAAGGACAUUCUCUUUGGAAACAUGGCAGAAAUAUAUGAAUUCCAUAACGACAUUUUCUUGAGCAGCCUGGAAAAUUGUGCUCAUGCUCCAGAAAGAGUGGGACCUUGUUUCCUGGAAAGGAAGGAUGAUUUUCAGAUGUAUGCAAAAUAUUGUCAGAAUAAGCCCAGAUCAGAAACAAUUUGGAGGAAGUAUUCAGAAUGCGCAUUUUUCCAGGAAUGUCAAAGAAAGUUAAAACACAGACUUAGACUGGAUUCCUAUUUACUCAAACCAGUGCAACGAAUCACUAAAUAUCAGUUAUUGUUGAAGGAGCUAUUAAAAUAUAGCAAAGACUGUGAAGGAUCUGCUCUGUUGAAGAAGGCACUCGAUGCAAUGCUGGAUUUACUGAAGUCAGUUAAUGAUUCUAUGCAUCAGAUUGCAAUAAAUGGCUAUAUUGGAAACUUAAAUGAACUGGGCAAGAUGAUAAUGCAAGGUGGAUUCAGCGUUUGGAUAGGGCACAAGAAAGGUGCUACAAAAAUGAAGGAUUUGGCUAGAUUCAAACCAAUGCAGCGACACCUUUUCUUGUAUGAAAAAGCCAUUGUUUUUUGCAAAAGGCGUGUUGAAAGUGGAGAAGGCUCUGACAGAUACCCGUCAUACAGUUUUAAACACUGUUGGAAAAUGGAUGAAGUUGGAAUCACUGAAUAUGUAAAAGGUGAUAACCGCAAGUUUGAAAUCUGGUAUGGUGAAAAGGAAGAAGUUUAUAUUGUCCAGGCUUCUAAUGUAGAUGUGAAGAUGACGUGGCUAAAAGAAAUAAGAAAUAUUUUGUUGAAGCAGCAGGAACUUUUGACAGUUAAAAAAAGAAAGCAACAGGAUCAAUUAACAGAACGGGAUAAGUUUCAGAUUUCUCUUCAGCAGAAUGAUGAAAAGCAACAGGGAGCUUUUAUAAGUACUGAGGAAACUGAAUUGGAACACACCAGCACUGUGGUGGAGGUCUGUGAGGCAAUUGCGUCAGUUCAGGCAGAAGCAAAUACAGUUUGGACUGAGGCAUCACAAUCUGCAGAAAUCUCUGAAGAACCUGCGGAAUGGUCAAGCAACUAUUUCUACCCUACUUAUGAUGAAAAUGAAGAAGAAAAUAGGCCCCUCAUGCUAUGGUAUCAGAAGAUAAAGUAAAUAUGCAAAAUUGAAGAAUGCUUUAAUCACAGAGGAUGGGAAUAUAGAAAAACCUAUUAGUUUCUCUCUCUUUGUCCAAUAAUUCUCUGAGAUGUGCUACUAAGGAAAACAUAUAAAAGAGCAACACAAUGUAUUCCAUACACCCUUCUUCCCUGCCAAAACAAGAAGCUGGAAUGACCUGCUCUUUUGGCUUCACUUGGUCAAGUUGUAAACUGAGCAAUAAUGGGUGCUGCUUCCCUUGUAGAGACCUGUGUCGGAGAUGGCUCUCCUAUAUUGAUGAAGCUACUAUGUCAAAUGGCAAGUAGCUCUUUCCUGCCUGCUUCUCAGCUCAUUUGGAAAAAUACUGCGCAAAAGACAUUGAGCUCAAAUGAUGCAGAUGUUGUUUUCAGGUUAAUGGACACGCAAAGAAACCACAGCACAUACUUCUUUUCUUUCAUUUAAUAAAGCUUUUAAUUAUGGUACGCUGUCUUUUUAAAAUCAUGUAUUUAAUGUGUCAGAUAUUGUGCUUGAAAGAUUCUCAUCUCAGAAUACUUUUGGACUUGAAAAUUAUUUCUUCUCUACUUUGUAACCAAAUGCAAUCGGUGUGCCUUGGAUUAUUUAGUUUAUUAAUGAAUUAAGUCAAAAUUACGGCUGCAAAAUGGCUAAGGUCAAGUAAAGCACAACAUUAUGAUUUAAUAUGCUUUUGUUGAAACCACAGCUUUUGUGCCCAUUGUUUUAACUUGUGUGAAACAAUACAAAGCCCAGAAAUUCUUUUCGGGGCAUGAGUAAAUUUUGUUCAGGGCUACUGUCUGUAUGUGCCCAGAUAAAAUUUUCAUGAGAGUAGUUUACAAAAGCCGUAUUUAAAAGUUAAUAUUUUCACACUUUUUUUCUGGAUUUCUGCUUAUAAUUAAUGUAACUUAAAUUAGUUGUGCUCUGCUAUUUUCUGUAUAUUUCAUGUUGUAAUUCUUUUUUUCAAAUAAAAAUUAAUUCUUCAGGUUA
Homo sapiens (human) is the source of this 4180-nucleotide messenger RNA. RefSeq names its product MCF.2 cell line derived transforming sequence (gene MCF2). The record is from RefSeq and is a predicted model, not a curated record. The transcript is spliced from 26 exons. Gene Ontology annotation, cellular component: cytoplasm; membrane; cytosol. Gene Ontology annotation, molecular function: guanyl-nucleotide exchange factor activity. Gene Ontology annotation, biological process: regulation of small GTPase mediated signal transduction; intracellular signal transduction. Bases 386 to 3202 code for a protein of 938 amino acids. Lineage: Eukaryota; Metazoa; Chordata; Mammalia; Primates; Hominidae.